Arachis stenosperma is the source of this 2926-nucleotide messenger RNA. RefSeq lists its product as uncharacterized. Gene Ontology annotation, molecular function: protein binding. NCBI's taxonomy places the organism in Eukaryota, Viridiplantae, Streptophyta, Magnoliopsida, Fabales, Fabaceae. Gene Ontology annotation, biological process: transcription by RNA polymerase I. The transcript has 11 exons. The record is from RefSeq and is a predicted model, not a curated record. Bases 1 to 2409 code for a protein of 802 amino acids. Gene Ontology annotation, cellular component: RNA polymerase I transcription regulator complex.
AUGGAAGGGCCAGAAUGUCUUUCUGAAGUGAUGGAUAGGAGUCGCGAUGGGAUUAUGCUUUCGUUAAGGGACGGAAAGGGAUUUCGUGAAAUUGUUAGGAGUCGUGGUAAAUUCAGUAACCCACCCACCCCCCAGCUCUCUCACUCUCACCACGGUUCACCGCCAUCACACGCUCGCCUCCGUCGCCGCGCCUCUCGCCGGAUCCACCGCAUCGUGUGCUCUCGCCGAAUCCACGGCACGCUUGUGUCUCGCCGUUCUCCUCCGCUCGUCAUCCCUCGCGUGCUUGUAGCCAUCGGUGUUGCUCUCUCUGCCUCGUAUUCUGCUCGUCCGCCAUCACUGCACCCAACCCCUGGUGUGCUCCACUGCUCGCGUCUUGCCUCUCUUCCUGCAGCUGUGCUUCCUGGUGAGUGCUCGCGUCUCUUCGCGCCUCCGUCCCUCCCUCGCCUUUCUUCCACGGGUGUUGCUGCCUGCACUGACUGCCGGAUUCUGCCGCUGCAACAACAAUUAACAUCAAUGGAUGGCAAUGUUUUAUUCGAUGAAGGCAACAACGAAGAAGCCAACAACAAUAAUAAUGGCACUAUCAGCAACUCCAAGGACCGGAAGAGGAGAAACUACAUGCUUGAUGAUGAUAGCCCCAAGGUGGCACGCCAAAAACUUGCCAAGAGGAUCCUCUUGUCUUUGACUAACCCUUCCUAUGUUCUGAGACUUGGUUCCAAAUCUCUGAGGUUGGAUUACUGCACAAGGUUGCGGUACCUGCUGACGAAGCUUGUCAAGGAACAUGACUGGGCCACUGCCAGUGGUGUUCUCAGUGCUUACUUAAAGGGAACAAUGAACGACAAGUCUCCAUUCAGGAAUUGCCUCAAGUUCUCGGUUUUAUUGGAGCUUCUUAAGCGCGUGGAAAACUAUCAUAUUAAUCCAACAAGGAUGAAGAACCUCUUUGAUAUUUGGUUGAAGAAUAUUGGAUCAAUGAAGAGUUGGCCAAUAGAAAGCAGAUAUAGAGUUCAUGUGGAGUUCAUCUUAUUCUGUCUUGUGCAUGGCAAUACUGGGGAUGCAUAUCAGCUUGUUAUAAGCCUUGAGCAAGAAAAAGUUGAUCUUGAUCCUGUGUCAAAGAUAAUUAUGGGCUUGACAUACUAUACGCUGUGGUAUUCUUCUAUCCCCGAAGAAUUUCAGUGGAAAGAUUCAGACCAGGCUGACUUGCAAAAGUACUCACGUAUGGAGGGGCCCUCCAUCAGCAAUGAAGUUGGACAGUCAGAGUGGCAUAAUACAGUUGAAUCCUUUCUGGCAAACUCCCAAAGCCAUUGUGAAUCAGACACCUCUGUUUUGAAGGAUAAGCAUAUAUCUAGGGAUGUUGGGUUCAACAAUGGCGUGGGAGAGUCUAUGGAGAUUGAUGUUGAUCAUAGAAGAAAAGCAUCGCAUCAGAACUUACAGCCAGGAGAAGGUUUUCGCUCUAAGUCCGAAGAAAAUGAAGGAAGUAGAGACUCCUUUUCCAACCAUGGAGGCCUUACACAAGAUACCUUAAAUGUUAUUAGGCAACUUGAUUUGUGGUUGUUUCCCUUGGAUUUUCCUGAUGAUAAUAGUUUUGAGGAUUUCAUGUAUGCGCACUCAAAUCAGCAAAAUGACCACUAUAAAAAGGCUGUGAAAUAUUUACAACUAGCUCUCGACUCAGCACCUUCAGUAACAGCAGCAUUACUUCCAUUGAUACAACUGUUGUUGAUUGGAGGUCGUGUUGAAGAAGCCCUAAUUUUGAUUGAGAAGGAGUGUAGUAAUUCAUCAUCUGUGCUCCCUGUAAGAUUGAGGGCUGCGUUCUUGGAGUGUUCUGAUCGAAACAACUCUGACUUGAUUGUCACAUGUUUCGAGGAUAUGCUAAAGAAGGAUCCACGAGAAAGUUAUCCCUUAGCAAAACUUAUCAGAAUGUACCAAAACGGUGACUAUAGCCUUGAAUCUCUGUUCGAAAUGAUUGUUUUACAUUUAGAUGCUACUAGUGCAGAAUACAGUACGUGGAGGAUGUUAUCUUCAUGUUUCUUUAAACUCUCUUGCUACGAAGAAGAUUCUAUAUCUGCAAACCAUACUAAUGAAGAUGGAGAUAGGCAACAUUAUUCCUUUAGAAAAACCCCAAAAGUGUUUACACAGGAAAUCUCUGGAAUGUCUUGGAGGUUACGCUGUAGGAGCUGGCUACUAACACAUUUCAGCCAUAGACAGCUUAAUUCAGAUGUUGAAGGUGAUUUGCAGCUACUCACAUACAAAGCAGCAUGCGCAUCCCAUAUGUAUGGGCAAGAUUUCCACUAUGUUUCAAAGGCUUAUUUUGUAUUAGAAAAUGAAAAUAAUAAGGACUUAUUGUUGAUUUUGGGUGAGCACAGGCAAAAUUCAUUUGAAUUUUAUCAGCAAUUUCAAAAUAAACUGAAAUUAUAACAUGAUUUGUUUGUUGCAUGUAGUGAUUCUGUGUAAUUAUUAUUAUGGUUUUCUUUGUUAUGUCUUAUGAUUAUUGGACGAAAUUUGUUAGCUUAUCAUAUCUUGAUAAAGACUUUACUAAAAAGCAUAUCUAGUUUCUUUUGCUCUUCACCCUUGUGUUCAAAGCACCAAAAGAACAUAAAUAAAAUGAAACCGAAAUUGAAAUGAAAAUAAAAUGCAAAUCCAGCAAGAUUUAUAUAUUAAUGUCUGAACAUUAGCCUCUCUAGCAAGUCCAACGAGUUUGGCAAGACCAGCUUGCAAAAUGCCAUGCAUCAUCAUAUAAUAGGAUACAUUAAAUGAAAGUGAAUUAGAAGGUAAAUUAAACUUCCUUGUUAACUGAAGAGCAGACGAAUUUGCAACCAAGAACAAUGUGAUUGAGUGAAGACACCACGCGAUUCAGGGUACUCUAAUUGUUUGUCCAUCACUAUCUGUGUUAUGGUCAUAAGGUUUGUAGGUUGUUUUUGCAUCUGUGCUGUGG